Molecule: messenger RNA, 3207 nt
Organism: Stylonychia lemnae
Lineage: Eukaryota; Ciliophora; Spirotrichea; Sporadotrichida; Oxytrichidae
Source: the annotation of a GenBank genome assembly
AUGAAAUAAGCCAAGUUUACUGACAAUAGGAUUCAUGUUUCAGUCAGACUCAAACCACUCUAAGUUAAUGAAAAAUUAUUCGACAAAAAUAGGAUUUGGCAAGUUCAAAGUGACAAUUAGACCAUGGAAGAGGCAAAGGGGAUGAUCCUAUCUGCUCUAGAUGGGCUAAACGUAACUAUAUUCGCAUAUGGUUAGACUUCUUCAGGCAAAACUUUCACAAUGAGAGGAUCUCAAAGCAACCAAGGACUGAUUCCUUUAGCCUUAUCAGAAAUAUUCAAAGCACUUUACUCAAAAUAUUCAAAUUCAAAUCAGCUUCUUUAUAAUCAAGAUGGCUAUCAUCACAAUAAUCAUAAUAUGGCAGCAAAUUGGAGAGUCAAGGUUUCCUAUCUCGAAAUUUAUAAUGAAUGUGUGAAUGAUUUAUUAGAUCCAAACAAAAAGAACUUAGAUGUAAGAGAGUGCCGCUAAAGAGGUAUUUAUAUUGAUCAGCUGUCUCAGUUCGAAGUAAAAUCUUUGAAUGAUACUCUAAACUACUUAAAUUAAGGUGAUGAACAAAGAAUAAUAGCUGAGACUAGAUUAAAUGAGAAGAGUUCUAGAUCCCACACAGUGUUUAAAAUUGAAUUGAUGAUUGAAGAAAAGGAAGAGAGUACAGGGAAGUCUACAACUAAAACCUCCUAGAUUAAUUUAGUAGAUCUUGCGGGGUCUGAGGGUGUGAGUAGAACCAAAUCAGAAGGAAUGAGAUUUAGAGAGGGGGCCAACAUCAAUAAAAGUUUGCUUGCCCUAUCUAAUGUAAUAUGCAAACUCAGUCAAAAGAAUUAAUCAUCAGCCAAGAAUUACUUCAUAAACUUCAGAGAUUCCAAGCUCACUCGUAUUCUUUAAUAGUCUCUACAAGGCAACUCUAAAACUGCAAUUAUUUGCACAAUAUCAUAGCUAUUUGCGAAUUAUUAAGAAUCCAGAGAGACUUUGAAUUUUGGAGCUAAGGCUAAGAAUAUUAGAACUUAAGUUGUACUUAAUGAAUUAAUCACCAAUCCUGAUGAAGUGAAUCCUACUUAACUUUUGAUACUAUAAAAAGAAAAUGAAAGUCUUAGAGAGAAAAUAAAAACCUAAAUGGAAAUUCUGGAGUUAUUUGAAAAAGAAAAGGAUGAGUAGUAGGAUAAUUAAAAUUUAGGGUUGAUUCAUUUGAGAUAACACAUUGAAUAUUUGAAUCAGCUUUUGAGUGAGAAAGAUACUCAACUACUUGACAAAGAGAAGUAAAAUUUAAAGUUAUUAAAAUCACAAGAGACUCUUUAACUGGAAUAUAAAUCACUCAAUGAUUAACUGAAGUUAACGGAGGAGAAAUUUCUUAACGAGAGAAAUAGGCUAUAUAAUAAAGCAAGGUAGUAUAAAUAGAAACUUUAAGAAAUCAAUGAAAAGAAUGAUCUCUUAAAUGGUUUCUUUGAUAUUAAGCAAAAGUCUGCUCUUGAAAUAUCAGACACAUCUUUAUUAUCCUCUGCUAAUCAAGAGAACAUGACUAUAUAGAGUGUUUAGGAUUACUUGAAGAAGAUUGAUUCACUUUCAACCUAAAACAAAGACUUAAUGAGUAAAAUUAAUGAAAUGAAUGAAGAAUUAUUCCAAAAGUGCAAUUAAUAUGACAAACUGUAAGAUAAAGUAACCGAUUUAGAGGGUUAAAUGAAGGAAUUGAAAAUAGUCUCUAGAAAGAAGGACUAAUCCUUGAGUAAAAAGAACUUUGAAAUAUCAAACCUAAAAUCCAAGAUAGAAGUGCUGGAGAGAUAAUCUUAAUCUUUGUUUAAAGAUCUAGAUCACACACUGCAAGGCUUAAGUGCCAUAAAUAACAGUGGGAUUGACAUGAAUGAUGAAUUUUUAAAUGAGCAGGAAUUAUAAAUGUUAGACUCUCAGUCUUUUCAAGAAAUCAUUCAGUCUCAGAGAAAUAGCAUCUAACCAUCACAAAGAGGAUCGAGAGGGGAUAAUAACAGAUACUCUGUCCCUAUUUUGACAUAGAAAAUCUUAGAUGGUCAAACAUCAAAUUUAAUUAAAGAACUCUAGAAUAAGCUUGAAAUACUAGAAUCUGAAAAACUUAAUCUAGAAUAGCAUAGAGAUCAGCUAUUGUAAGAUUUGGAGGAGUCUGAUUAAAUUAAAGAUCAAUUAGUAGAAUAGCUUAAAAACCAAGACUAUGUCUUUAUGCAAAUCUAAGAGGAGAAAGAUGAGCUUUAAAGAGAUCUAGAGCAGAUGAUGUACUCUCAUAACAUAGAGGAAUAAACAAUUUUAUCAUUAAGAGACUAAGUUUAGAGACAUAUCGAAGACAUUAAAAACCUUGUCUUAAAAGUUCUAAACUAAGAGCAGGAAAUAGAGAAGUUUAAGCAUAGUGAUCAAGAAAAAUAAAUAUUGAUCAAUAAGCUUCAUUCGGAAAUAGACCAAAUGAAGAGAGACGCUCGCAAAAGAAAGCGAGAUGAAUUUAGUGUUUAAUUUGAUUCAAGCACUUCUGAUGCUAUCUAACAAAGAGAUAUAAAAAGAUAAAAACCUAAUGAUAACAGCAAUAGAGUAGACUAAUACAUUGAAAAAUCAUCUGGACUUUUUGGAGAUAGUAAGUAUUUGAUUUUUCAUCAUUAAAAUUUAGUAUCAGCUGAUAUUAGGUAAAACAGACUGCUAUUCAAUUAACUUACACAAAAAAUAGAUGUGAUUAAAAGUUUCCACCAACAAAGACCUUUAUAAUCACCUUCACAAUUUUAAUCAGAGUCCUCUUACAUAUCAAACCAAAACAGUUUCACACCAAGAAGAGAACUUGAAAAGGAAAACUAAAACAAUAUUUCAUCACUAAGAUACUUCAAUUCAACUUAAUAACCGAUGAGAGACAAUUUUAUGAACUAAAGGUAACAUCAGUCAGAUUUUACAAGGCCAAAUAAUGUAUACUCAAAACAGUAAUAAGAAAGAAGUAAUACAUUUGAGGGCAACAGCAUUAAUGGAAUUCAAAACAACAGCAAUAACCUUUCGAACAGUAGCAAUAGAUUUAGAAAUGUUUUUGACAGUAAUGAUUUAUCAAGCAAAUAAAAUGAACUCAUUAAUCCUAUCGAUUUAAAACAAAAGCAUCUUUAAAACCUGAGUAGGAUAGAAUAAAUUUAAAGCGAACUUAAUCAGAGUUAGAAAAAUCAUCAAAUCUCCAGCAUCAAUUAAAAUAUGAAUAACUCCUUCGAUUCAAAAUCUCCUAAUUAGUGA